Lonchura striata (white-rumped munia) is the source of this 15599-nucleotide messenger RNA. The record is from RefSeq and is a predicted model, not a curated record. NCBI's taxonomy places the organism in Eukaryota, Metazoa, Chordata, Aves, Passeriformes, Estrildidae.
UGGCAGGGAGCAGAACUCAGGAUUCUUCUUUCUCACUCUCAAAAACAUUUUUUAUUGUUUCUCUGAAAAAUAAUAACUGCUUUAGUCUGAAGGAGAGUAAGUCUUCUUUCAUAAACUUGAUGGUUUGGGCACUUGGUUUAUAUUUGGGGGUUUCAGUCUUGUCAGGCAAAGGAAGGGAUAGUGACAAGUUCCCGUGGGGUUUGGUCAGAGCUCUAAUUAUUGUACAGAAAGUAGCAGCAAAAGUCAGUACUGCUAUCUUUUAAAGUAAUUUAGGUAUAUUUUGUAGAGGAUUCUGGGCUGAGGCACCCAAAGCAAGAACUAAAGACCCCUGAUUGCACAUGCUAAGCACUUCAUCACCAUGGUCUUUAGUAUUUUUCUACUGACUAGCCCUUGAUAGCUCUCAUGAGCUUAUCUUUAAGGAUCCAAAUCAAUUGGCAUCUAAUUGUACCCACCCAUGCAUAAGUGUGCAGAACCUGUGUGUAUGUUCCAGAUUCCAUUCCAGGAGCUGGUUGCAGGUAGAUCAGCAGUGCUGUGCAGUUCAAACACACAGCAUCGGUCUCUCUUGCAAGAGAACUGGGAGGUACAUCCCACCCACAGAUUAAUUCUGUGUGGGAAUUUGGCCUUAUGUCUAUCCAUCUUGGCCUGAUUUUAAUGAAAUGAAAUCAAAGAAGUAAAACUCCUGUGAGUAAUCUAGUAGGUCACAGUUAUAGGACCAACAGCAAAGUGUACCAGCAGCAUUUCUGCCAUGGCAAGCUGAUUCCUUUCCUUCUUUCAGAUUAAGGCUGUCAUGCUGGAGGCUUUGCUCUGCUAUCUGAUCUGGCUGUCUUAGCUCUUACAUCUUUGCUACAUUGCCAGCUGCCAGAUAAACCUGCCCUCAAAGUCAGCUUUUGCCAUGUUUAGCACUGUGGCUGGUCUCUCUGUAUUUGAAUCCAGUCCAAAGUCUGUGUAGAGACAAUGUCUGCAGGAACCUGGAAUUUUCUUGAAAUCAAACUGCCUGUAAUAUAAUUUUUACUUGCAGCUAGAAUGACUGUAAACCUUAAGUUUGAAGAAGUAUCUGGGCAAAGAAACCAUAUAUGAGUUCCAAAAAUGAGAAGGGUGCCAUUCAUUCCAUAUCUAAAGGACUUCUGCCUUUCUUAGCAUCACUUACUUAAUUUGUCAAUAAACCAGUAAAACUCUUCAGUAUCUAAAAGUGGGACUUUUUUUCUUUUAAGUACCAGAUCUAGAGAUUGUCUAGGGAAAAAAGCAUUUUCAUUAUUGUCUACUCUUUUACUUUCUUUUCCUAGGUAUAAGUCUCAGAAAAAUUGGACUGUUUGCUUCCCUUUGAAGUCUGUUGUUUCCUCUCACGUUCAGUCUUUCUCAAGCACAAUGGUGACAUAUUUUGGCAGAUUUAUGGUGCUUUGGGCUCUUCAAUCUCUAUGCCCUUUAUAUAAUGAUAUAAAAGCAAAAUCCAGUUUUAUCUUAGAGCAGGAAUUUAAUUUCCUCCAAAAGUUGCCCCAUCUUCUGUAUUAAAUGCAAUACAGAGCAGGUGUGUUGGCAGGGUGCAGUACAUUUAUGGAGAUCAAGUGCUGUUCUGGAAUUCAGAACCAAGGCUGACUCGAUACUUCCAUUUUCAAAAAUCUGUCUAAACAAAUUUGCUUGUUUGCUUGACUUGGCUUCUCAGUGGAUAAUCUCCUCCUUCUUUGUUAGUACCAACAUUACCACAGUGUUUGUAGAGACUUUGAAUAUGUUUGCAAUUUGUUGACAAUACAGUUUAAUACUGAAAAGCAUUUCUGCAGUCAACAUUACCACAUUACAGCACAUUACACAUUAAUGCUUAAAUGAGGCUUUUAAUCAUCACAAGCUGAUGUUUUGCUUCAAGUCAGUGCUCCUGGUGUAUGGCAAUUUCCAGAAUUUAAGGUCAGAAAGGAUUUCUAGAUCAACUAGUCUGCUCCUGUCUAGUUUUAUUUACCCUUGCUUCCCAGAUGCCUUCCAGCAAGGCACAUAUUCAAGAUCCCUUUCAUCACGUUAGAAUAAGGAUCUUCCUAUGUCACAUGAAAGGCCCAUGAAGAUCAGCAUCCUGCCUUCUACAUGAACCAGUAUUGACAGAAGUGUGUGGCAGGAUAAAAAUGUGUAUUUCUCCAUGGGAUACUUCUUUGUCUUUGAAUAUUUAUACGCUGACAGUUUUCUCACUCAGGAUCCUUCUAAGCUGAAUGCACUUUUGGGUUUCAUUCUGUAGAUUUCCUUGAGCCCAUCCUUCCCUCUCCCCAUCAAUUAUGGUAAAUUUUAAUUAACCACAAUAUGCUCUUAACAGUCUUUUUUUCCGCCUCAGCAGCAUAAACCUUUUGCUUUGUUUACACUUACACUUGGUUUGCUUAGGGUUUCUUCACCAGCCUAAGAAAGCCUUCAGCAUGCAGAAUUUUCAUGUGCCUACACUUGUGCAGAGUCAAGUCACAGAGCAAACAUACCAAGCCCUGAAGAAGUGUCAGCUCUGCCUUUCUCAGGCUGACUAAGGCUUGCUGUACUAGUUCUCCAGGCUACUAGCACAAACCACCUUUUCUCCAAAGCCAUGUGGAUGUUAGAGGGUUUCUAAGCUAGGUAUCACCUUUUUGCAUGGGAGCUGGUGUGCAUUUUGGAGACAGAGUAAGUAAGCCUUUGUCUGGUUUUAAAGUGCUGUUCUGAGUCUCUCACUAAAGUGGUUUUUUUAUGUCUCUGAAAUAAUUUGGUAUCUUUGUCUUCACAGAUUUUUAAAUGCUUCUUCCAAAAUGUAAAGCCUUGAGUGUACAUGCUUCCAUCCAUUCAACCACCAUGUUCCAUUGUAAACAUACUAAUGCUGUAGAGGAAAGGGGGAUUGCAUAUGAGGAACACUGAUGUGAAGAGAACUUCCUGAAGGUCAUGCAAAGUCAAAUUUAGCUAGCAGGGAAUCACCUUCCAGAAUAGACUGCAGCCUCAGCCUUCCACUGAAACAGUUGCACAAGGUGAUGGCCGGGCCGCGGCGGCCGGCAGCGCUCCGCACGGACCAGGCGCGGCGCCGGCGCAGGUAGCACGGCUCCAUGGAGGGCAGCGGCGCGGCCCCGGAGGAGGAGGAGAGCGGGGCUGCGAACGGCGCUCCCCCGCCGCCGCCGCCCACGCCCGCCGCCCCCUGCGGCUUCAGCUCCUCCCUCUGCUUCAGCGCCGCCGCUGCCGAGCCGCAGCCGCCCGCGGCCGGCGGCCGAGUGGUGCAGAACCAGUGGGAGAUCAACAACGCCGUCCGCCAGCCGGAGGAGGAGGAUGAGGAGGUGGUGGGACCACGGGACCGGCCGUCGGAGGAGCCCGACCUAGUGAUCGAGGUGUCGGGCCGCCGUAUUCGGGCGCACAAGUCGGUGCUGGCGGCCAAGAGUGACUACUUUCGUGCCCGCGCCUCACGGGACGUCCUGCGGGUGAAGGGGGUGAGCUACGGGGCGCUGCGGCUGCUCAUCGAUUACGUGUACACGGCCCGCAUGGGCGAGGUGCGGCACGACAACCUGGCCGAGGUGGUGAGCGGUGCCCGCGUCCUGCAGAUGCCCUGCGCCCUGCACUGUGCCGCCGAGGCCAUGCGCGCCCAGCUCUGCCUCGGCAACUGCUACCAGCUCCUCUGCCUGGCCAAGAAGCAGCGGCUGGCGGAGCUGCGGGAGGCUGCCUAUCGCUUCAUGAGCGACCAUUACCUGGAGGUGCUGCGGGAGCCCAGCGUUUACGGCCGCCUCAGUGGCGCUGAGCGGGACCUCAUCCUGCAGCAGCGCAUGGAUGCCGGCCGGCCCUGCUUGCUGGUGGCCGAGGUCAGCGACGCCUUCGAGCGGCCGGGUGGUGGCAGCCGGCCACAGAGCCGCGAGAGCAGUCGGCCACAGAGUCCCUCCUCCGUGGUGUCGCUGGAGGAGAGUGGCUCCCUCAUUCACUACUACCAGGAGGGCAGCGGUGAGUGGAGAGUGCUGACGCGCCUGCCCGAGGAGGCCAAUGCCAAGGGCUGUGCCAUGUGUGUCCUCCACAACUACCUCUUCCUUGCGGGGGGCAUUGUGACGGGGCCGCUGGGCAGUGAACCCAGGGCCCGCCUUUCCGACAAGGUCUUCUGCUACAACCCCCUGACUGACACCUGGAGCCAGGUGCGGCCGCUGGCUCAGCCCCGCUCGCAGCUCAAGCUGCUGGCCCUGGAUGGUUACCUCUAUGCUGUGGGUGGCGAGUGCCUCUUCACUGUGGAAAGGUAUGACCCGCGGUCCGACCGCUGGAGCCCUGUGGCACCUCUGCCCAAGGGUGCCUUUGCUGUGGCUCACGAGGCCACCACUUGCAACGGGGAGAUCUAUGUGUCAGGAGGCUCCCUCUUCUACCGCCUGCUCAAAUAUGACCCCAAGCGUGACGAGUGGCAGGAGUGCCCUUACAACAGCAGCCGCCGGCGCUCUUCUGACAUGGUGGCCUUCAAGAGCUUCAUCUACCGCUUUGAUGUGAGCAGUGGCCGUGGUGGGGAGCAGGGCCCAGGCGGCGGGACGAGCGGUGGCAUUGAAGUUUUCCGGUACAACACAGUGGCCAAGUGCUGGAGCCAGUGCGCCAGCCUGCGGCCCAGCGGCGGCCCCAUCCAGCCCUUCCGCUGUGCCCCCUUGGGCAACACCAUCUACUGCGUCAACCGGACCGGCACCCUUCGCUUCAGCCUAGCCCAGGACGGUGAGGUGGAAGCAGAUGGUGGGCUCAAGGGCACCUUUGAUGGGGAGCUUCUUAAAGCUCCCUUGGAUGCCAAGGGUGUCCUCCUACCCUUCGUGCUCACUCUGCCUGAGAGGGUGGACAAAACAGGGGACCAGGAGGGCUCCCUCCCACUGUAAGGGGGCCAGCCUGGCUCUGGCUUCCUGAGAGGGGAGUUGCGUUGCAGAUCCACAAACUAACAUCUACAGAGGAGACCCUCUCUAUUCUGUCUGCAGAGAAAAAGGACUUCCCCUUUCCUCCUCUCUGCUCUCAAGAUGUUGAGCUGGUUUUAACUCAAUUGUAACUCUUCUCAUGUUUGCUGGGCUUUGUGUGAAAAGCCAAGCACACAAAAGUAAAAGCUGCUAUAAAGGAUAAUCUCUAGAUUAUGUUUGUGCCAAUCCCCAAUCUGAGAAAAACAUUUUUAAACCUGGAUUUCCAAAAUAUUCUUGACAACAGUGUCAUAAUGGGACGUUAGUGUUGGUUGUGUGUUUACACGUAGUUGCAAUCUGGGUUGGAGACUUUGCUGUCCUUUGUGAUGUUUUUCCCCCCUGGAAUGAUACUGAGGGAUAAACAUUGCUAGCAACAUAGUUUAGCUGUAUUUGUUUUCAUGUUAAACCAACUAUUUCCUGUGUUUAAAAAGUAUAGGAAGAACAUCUCCAUCACAGCCUUUCAUUUCUGCUGCAAUAGAUGCUUUAAGGAAGCUGUGGCACUGUGUUAGUCCCAGGAAUUUCAACCACAGAUGAUUUAACAGAUACCAAAUUUAAUGUUUUAAGUAACACAAAUGUGAGCCACAUGUUUUACUUGGUAUGCAAAGAAAAAGAAAAAAAAAAGUGAAGCUACCUUUCUAAAAUGUGGCAUUUUAUGCUAGGUAUGAAAUGUUGAUAUGUUCUUUAAUUGAAAAAGGCAAUGGUUUCUCUAUGAAAAGAUACUCUUUUAUUAUUUCUCGUGAUACAGAGAUUUUGAAUUAAAAAUGAACUGAAGCUCUUCAGAUUGCAACCAGUUGACAUGACCAUGUAUGGCACUAGAGCUGGGGAAUAAGUUUGUACUUCAUAUGCUCUUUAAUUAACUGCAGGUCAAGGAAGGUUAACCUAAACCAACCUGUGGCAAAAGGCCUUUCCCUCUUAUUUUCAAGACCAUCAAAAGGGGACAUGGAAAAUAGGAAUGUGCUACACAUAUUGAUUAUAUUGUGCACUAGCAUGAUGUUACUUCUCCGUCUUUUGAUUGAGAGACUGCUUUAUUUAUUUUGAACUAAUGAUUGCUGUAAUCAAUAAGUCUUUGUUAAUUGCAGUACGUGCUGUUGGCGUACGCUGUCAUUGUGAUUCUAAACUGCCCAAGAGUGCUGUUUGUGGGGCAGCAUCCAAAUGAAUCAAAACCAUACAAAAAAAAUCUUCCUGCCUGUGGAAAGUUGGAGCACACUUUUUGUCAUGUUACUCAGAACAGGAAAACCUGAAAUGUCUACACAGACUAUAUUGAAAAGGGCACAUGCAUUUAUUUUAUAUAUUUUAUUUUUAAAAAAAAUCAGUAGGCAAGGCAAACGUUUUAGCUUUAUGGUAAAUCACUGAGAAACCUUUUCUGAAAAAAUAACCUGUGUUUUUGCUGUUACAUUGCUGUAUAUUCAGCAUGGAACUCGCAUGGACUGUGGAAGAGAACUAAUUCUUUAUACUCAAAGUUCUAGUAUAGAUUCAUAUUUUAGAAAGACAUAGGGACAUUGCAUCAAAAAAGCAGAUCUUUUUAUGUUUUAUUAAGAUGUUUUUGUUAAACAGGACUUUAGCAUUCUUACACAUAAUUGCUAGUUCCAAAGGAAGGCAGCAGGCUCUGUCCUAUGAGACACCAUCUGUACAAAACAGAAUAGUGAACUUAAUAGAUGCUUCUUUUCUUUUUAUUUGGGUUUUUUUUUUUCUCUUCUCAUUGUUUUUGCACAGGGUUUUAAUGCAGCUGAUCUGGUUAGUCAAUCUGUAGAAAACAGUGGUCCAGUCCUAGAAGUUCUUAGCCAAGUGAGGCUGUUCCCUAGUGAGCUAAUUAAAGCAUCAGCCAGGCAGGAGCUGUAGGCCUGCGGAGUGUGACAUUUAUCUUAGCCUCAGUACAGGCUGGUGCAGUGGAAUUUAACAUCCUUCACAGAGUAUUUGAUUUAAUUCUCAGAUGAGAAUCCUUGGAAAUAUUGACUCUAGAUUAAAUUACAGUACUGUAGUUUGAGCAGGAAAGAAAAAUUACAUGUUUGCUUUCAGCAUAAUUUUUAUGUUAACUGUAGAAAGUAUUUCAAGCUGUGUAAUGCAAGGCCUAGGUGCAUACUUAAACUAGAGAUGUAAGUGCUAGGCCAGAUUUUGAAAUAGUAGCAUCACCAGGAACACAAGGAAAUGUCUGUUUUAUCUUGCAAUACAAGGCAAUUUCAUAGUUCAAAGACUUACGUAGUACAGUUCUUACGCUACAGUGUAGUGAGGUAUCGAACCAUGUUUUGCAUUCCUAUUAAUUAAGCAUUUUCAUUCUGCUAGUGCCAUGAAAAUGCUUCUAAAUGAGUUUUGGGAAGUUUCCAUGGUUUAAGAUGUGACAAUAAUCCACAAACUUUUGGAAUAGAAUGAACCAUAUCUUUUCUUCCAAUAUUUAUUGCUGUACACUAUGAAGAAAUACAUUUCUACAGUAAUAAGCAUUUGAAAAACCUGCAGUGGUUUGUGUUUUUGCUAGCUCCUAUUUUUUAAAAAAGUUGAAUCAAGUGCUUACCUGCUUUCACUGUUUACACAGUGUUAGUGGGGAGAGUCUGGGCUUCAUUAGUAGCUGUCUAUCAAACCUGUUUCCUUUGCACACUGCGUAGUCAUAGCCUGAUGAUUAACAACAGAGGCAUGUUUCUAGCCAGAUUUCCUACUCUGUGGCCUCUGUUUCCUCCCUGGAAGGCCUGAGGCAUGUUUGCUGAGAAUUUUCUCCCCCAAUUCUAUCUUCACAAAGAAACCCCCUCCCUGCCUCCAAACUUGGGUACUAGAACCAUAAUGUAGGUAGUCUUCAGGCAUUUAAAGACUGAAAUUGUCAUUCCAGAACCCUACAGUUUUACUUAAACCUAGCAACAACUAUGUCUUUGACAUGUGGAGCUGCUGAGCAGUCCCCCUCCACCCAUUUGGAGCUGCUCAGAGCAGUUCCACAUCUACCUACCAAGUGGGAUAUCCAGAAACCACUGAUGUAAUAGGGUUUAUUUUAGGUACAAUCCAAAAGGCCAGGCCACCCUCAAGUUGUGUUUGCAUGUGUUUUGCUUUUAAAACAGCCAUUUUCUCUAGAGUAGCCUGAAGUGAACCAUAUUUGCAUAGAACAUGGGGACCUGUGUGUUCUUUCUUUGCCUGCAAGCAUUCAGUCCACGUCUCCCACCCUCUGGUUGUCAGUGGGCUAAAGGAACGAUUGGGACGAGUCCAGGCAGUCAUGAAGGUAGUCAUCCUCACUGGCUGAUCUGAGACUAGCUAGAGAGACAUCGUCUGUCUGUCCUGCUGUCUGUCUUCCGUGAAUCUUACAGUCCUCCCAUUUCAAUGGGACACACAGGAGAUAGUUGCCCUAAUUUUUCAGGUAGUAAUUUUUCCUCCCUAGACUAUUCCUGUUUUCAAGAUCAUCUGCUAGAGAAUUUAGGAUUCCCAUAAGAGAAUUUGAAUUCCUGUAAGCUGAGUAAGGACUGAACUGGGGCCUUGCAGUUGGUGUGUGUGUGUGUGUGUUCUCAGAUUUCGAUGGCUGUUUGAGAGUACAUUGGGACCACCACCUCUGGCUCUUCCUCAGGAAGCUUCAUGUAAAUCCUCCAAAAGCUUACACACAUAGGCUCCUGUACAUUGAGUUCUGAGUAGAUUGCAGGCCCCACCUCCUGGAUGGGUAAUGCAACGUAGAUUUACUACAAGUUGCUACAAUCAGUCAUGUUUUCUUUGGAACGCUUUUGCAAAUAGGCUCUGUGUUUUGGGUCACCAGUCUUAGAUGAGCUCGUCCAUGCACUGUACUGGGCAUCCAAACAUACUGGGCAGCCAACAGGUAAUUUGGGUUCUUCUCAGGGGUGCCACUUUUGUAAAGAGGCAUUGCUGUGCUGCCGCGCUCCCGCCCCAAACACACCACCACAUCGUACCUAAUAAUGAAAUGCCUAAAGCCUUCAUUGAACCUCAAACUAAAUCCCAAUUUAAAUAAAGAAAUGCUAUUAACAAAUGAAACUUAACUGUUUCUAUCUGCUAACUUUUUCUGUAAACUAGAAAUAUUAAUUGCAGCAAAAGCAUGUGUACAGAUUCUGUUUACACUUGAAACUAAGUCAAAAAAGUAAUUGGCAAAAUAAUAAUCCCGUUUGAUCAAAACUGGCACUGUUAAAGCAACAUGGGGAGGAUGUUAGUCAUACCCUAGUAAUGGCUAAAAAUGUGCAGUUGCUGAUGUCAAUUAUAUCCACAGAAAGUUUCUUUGUAAAUAAAUACCUGGUUAAAUUUAAAAUGAUAGAAGAAUAAAUUACUCACAUGAAAGCCAUACCUCUCCUGUGCUGUUUGAUUGGCUCUCAGAGUGCUGUAUCCCAGUAACCACUAUUCAUGAGUGGCUAUUGCUUUUCCUGAUUUACAUCAUGCAUUCCAUUGACUGCUCCAUAAAUCUGUUAACUUUCAUUAUCACAAAGCUUAACAGUGGUGCAGGUGCUCAGUGUCUGGACUGAUACGUAUGUUUUCUGCUGGAAUGAAUCCAGAUCUAGACACAAUCCUAUCUUUGGGCUUUUUGUUUUUUUUCCCGUAGCAUUGCUCCUGAGAAACUUAAGAAAGCACAAGAAGGGGAAACAGUAGUACUGUUGAGCAGUUGUAGUAAAAAAACAUAUUAAUUUUUCUUUUUUCUGCUGUUACUUUGUAAACUGGAUUUGCAUUGGUUUAGCAGAACAGCCCUGUUUGGCUACUUCCAGUAGUAUGAGUCUGAGUAGUAUUGUAGCAGAGUAUGUUUUUACCUCUUUCCUGCCUCAGCUCCUACUCUGAGAUAAUAUAGUGCAAGUUUGUAAUAGUUCCAUGCACUUACUACAUUGCUGGAACUAUUCUGACUUUGUAUUACUGCUACUAAAAGCAGAGACUGACACACAGGCUCAGUGAAAUUGUGUGCUCAGAGUAUGUGAUGACACACUUUUCAUUUGGUUUGGCCUACUGAAUGUUGAGAGCUGCUGGAAUGAACCCACUGGUAUUAGGAAUCAGCAGGAGUGCUGGUUUUGGCUAAGAUAAAGUUAAUUUUCUUCACAGGGGCUAUAUUUUGGAUUUGUGCUGAAAACAGUGAUGAUAAUAGAGAUGCUUUCAUCAUUGCUGAGCAAUGCUCACACACAGCCCAAGCCUUUUCUGCUCCUCACCCCACCUUACCAGCGAGGAGGCUGGUGGUGCACAAGGGCUUUGGAGGGGACACAUCUGGGACAGCUGACCCCAGCUGACCACAGGGAUAUUGCAGACCAUUUGUUGUAUGCUCAGCAUAUAAAGUUGGGGAAAAAAAGAAGGAAGGGAGGACAUUUGGAGCGAUGGACUUUGUCUUCCUAAGUCAUCUUAUGUGUGUUGGAGCGCUGCGUCCCUGGGGGUGGCUGAUCACCUACCUACCUGCCCAUGAGAAGCAGUGUAUAAAUUCCUUGUUCUGCUUUGCUUGCAGGUGCUGCUUUUGCUUUAGUUAUUAAACUGUCUUUAUUUCAACCCAGGAGUUUUCUCGCUUUCCCCCUUCUGAUUCUCUUCCCCCACAUCACUGGGAGGAAACUAACUUUUGUGAAUUACUCAAAAGGAAAGAAAUGGGAGUGAGGGAUAGGACAGAAGAGAUGAAUUCCGAGUCAAAAGUACCUACUGUAUAUCCAAUUGAAACAAAUAGCAGGGAAGGGAAACAACAGUUGGUACUUGAGACAGUGAUGACUAUAGGGCCAGUAUUUUUUCAACUGUUUCUUGAACAGGUUUUACCAAUUAUAUUGCUACUUAUUACCAUUUUACACCUGCAAUGCUUCUCAAAUCACUACGGUGUUUAAGCUACCUUUGCAGGAGUCUCUUGCUUUGUUUUCAAGUUGUAGUGGAUAAACCCUUGACAAAUCUGAACUAAUGAAAUACAAUGUCGAUGCUGCCACUUUCAACAGAUUAAUGCAAAUUCUUUAGGCGCUGUUCACAGUCAGGUGAAUUAUAUGUGUAACUGAUGUAUUAAUAGUUUCAUUUUUGAAGCAUAUAUAGGCAAAGCUUUUUAUGUACUCCCAAUUUAUGUUGAAUGAAAUAAAUACUUUAAAAAAGCUUAUGCUCCCCAUUAGGGAUUUCUGGGUAAUUGUUGUUUUUUCUUUGUUAUCCAUCCAAUCAGUAAGUGGUAUUAUAUUUUUUCUUAUAAAGCAAAGACAAAAUUAUGCAAAUUAUCAGACAGGUAAAUAUUUAGAAAAUGUUUCUAAGGCUAAGCAAAAAAGGAAUAUUUUUAUUUUACAGUGCCCUGGGUGUUUGGAACUUAAAAUAUUUUGCUGUGAAAGCAUUUUCCUAAAUGCAGAUUAGCAUAUACUCCACUUAACUUUUAUUUCCUUUUUUUUUUUUUUUUUUUUUUUUUUUUUUUUUUUUUUUUUUUUUUUUUUUUUUUUUUUUUUUGUUGUCAGUAUGUUAAAGUGCAUUAUUCAUUUAUUGACGUUACAUGUAGGUUUUUCCUACAUGUAGGAUACUCUCCUGUAUUAUGUCCCACAUGUCAGAUUUUUGUCUGGUGUAGAUUUACAGCAGCAUGAGUAAAAGCAGAAUCAAAUACAGUUUAAAUUCCCUACUUUGUCUCCUUAUUUUCUCAUCAGAUAUUUUGCUUGACAUGAGGCCAUAUGACCUGUUUGAAAACUUCAGUAUUCAUAGACUACAUGGGAUUGGACUUGCUGUAAUUUCUCUUACUUCCUUACCUUUUGCAAUAUGCAGGUUUUCUUACAUUUUCUUAAGAAGGGCUAAAUUCUGCUGCUGAUUGAGCCAGGGUAAAUCUGGAAUAGCUCAAUUAAACAGCUUAGGUUACCAGGUUGGUUUUUUUUUCCAUUUAGCCCCAGAGUUUUGAGUCUGUUAUAAAAUCACUGGGAACCUCCUUUGGAAAACAAAAAUAAAAGCUCUGAUUGAAUAAGACUCAAGCAGUAAGUCACUUGAAUGUGUUUUGGGUUUUUUUUUUUUCUUCACAAGAAUAUAAAUUUUUAGCUCUUAAUUUUUCUCUGUGUUGUGAACUACACAUUGGGAAGUUUCAUGGCAAUGAAGUUUAUCUCAAGCCUAUACUCCUGCUUGAUUCACUGAACAUUUUGCACCUACAUCUCUCAGGAUGCUUAGGCUCCAGGCUCAAGCUUCAGGUAUAGUCUGGUAAAUUAUGUGACUUGGUCCAAUAACUUGUGCCAUGGUUAAUUUUCCAGUUCUGAAAUGAUAAACCGAACAAUUGUAGCAUAAAAGAUUUGGGUUUCAAAGACCUCUCAAUCUGGGCAUACAAAAUCCCCCGUUGGUACCUAUUUCCAGGUAUAAUGCAUCACUUGUGUCUGUAUAUUCAAAAUUCACAAUAAUUUUUCAUAUAAAAACAUCUGUAAGCAGAUGGUGUUGGCCUGUAUUCCCCUGAAGGCAGAGAAGUCUUGCUGGAAAGACAAAUCUUCAGUUGCUAGACUGUGCAAACAGGGAAGUCACAUAUAGCUGUGAACUCCCAUGUCAUACUGAGUAAUUAUCAAGUGAGUAACAUCUCAUCAAACAUGAGUUUACAGCCUAUGGACAGAUGUACCUAUCACAGGUGGGGAUAAAGGAAACUCGAGUAGGUGUUAGGUGGGACUAUGCCUAGAAACAAACCCCAUUCCUGUUUCAGGAUUGCAUUGUCAAGGCAGCUGUCAAGAGGAGAAAGAAGUCCUGGGCUAAAUAACAGCAUGUGGCCAAAAGAAGGCUGGGAAGCAAUAAAUGUGGCAGUACCUGCAGGCUUGUUCUUAAAGUGAAUGUGAAGAGGAUCUCAUAAAUCCCAACUGGAGCAGCUGCUGGUGAGCAAGUUAAGGCAGAGGGAGAGGGGCAUGACUGUGCCUGGCAGCAGUGACACCUGCCUGGUGGGUCACUGGCAGUGAGCAGUGACCAGAAGGAGCUGAAUGAGCAUCCUCUGAAUGACAGCUGGCCUGAUGCAGAGUCCUUGGGAAGGAGAGAGAAAAUGAUACGUGCCUGGCUGUCCUGUGCCAUGCCCUUCACUGCUGUGCUCCCUGUGCUGGCGGUGCCAGUUCUCAAAUUCCCUGCUGAGCAGCUUAUAAUGGAGAGUCUUGCAGGUGAUGACUUUUUAUCCUCCUUUUAUUUUUAAAUUUCUUUUUUUGCCUUUUUUUUUCCUUUUGUUCUGCAGUCUUCUCUUUUUUUACCUUUCUCAUUAUCAUUUUUUUCCCUUUGUCUCUCUACUCAAACAUUUCAAUAUGUGACACAGGGAGUCUGUGAAUUUGGAAAUUUGGAAAUAUUACCUAUUGCAAAUCACUGAAACUCCUUUCCUCAGGAGGCAAACUUUCCUCCCAUAGCCUGAUAUUUUUUCCCUUCAUACAGCCCUAAAUUUUUAGAUGAAGUGUGGAAGACUUAAUGUAUCUGUUUUUUGGCAAAAUGGAACCAUGAGCAGUUCACUUCCUAAGGAAAUAGAGAAAGUUGUGAGCAAUUAAAUUAGUCAUAAUGGAGACUUAAGGCAAGAGUUCGACACCUUUUGUUAAACUGACCUGAGCUUUAAGUCACCUCAGAACUGCAGCUACAGGAAAAAGGAACUGCAGGAUUAAAGUAUUGACCAGCUAGGAGGUCUUGGAGGAAUAAAGUAAUAGCACAAACUGUGGCAGAAUAAAGUUAAUUCCCACAUCAUUUAGAUAACAGUGAUCUGGGACUAAUUUACUGACAAUUUGUUAGCAUUACUGAUGAAGGUUGUUCUUUUUUCCUGUGUCAUCACAAUCCCCAUCUCCAUGUCUCAUCCAGUUCUGUUCCCUGACCCGCUGAUUUGCAGUUCGCUGCACAUGUGAAAAAUCAUUGCAGAGUUUGACAGUAGAAGAUUUGUAGGAUUUUUUUUCUAUUCUGUACAGGAUCUAUCAUCCUCAAUGAUGGAUCAUUUGUCUCUCCUAUAUUUUUCUAGUUAAAGAAAAAUGUAGAAUGCUAGAACUAGAGAAAUAAAACCUGAGAUUAAACAUAACUUUAGUGAAUGCAGUUAAGGCAAAUAAAGUUUUUCCAUCAUUGUCAGUCUCUUUUUAGACCAUAAUUAAGUCCUAGAUAGGCAGAGAGUCGUCUUAAAAAUACAUUUUAAACUAUUAGAAAAAUGCAAAAUCAUGCAUGUCCAUGAGAGAGUUCCUUGGUUUGGAGCAGCAUGGUGUGAGAAAUUACAUGGGCUAAUUAAAAGAAGAUUAACCUCUUUGCUUUACAUUCCUACUGAAGUUCUCUGCUCCUGUGUAUCUACUGAAAGCAAAUGGUGAUUCUGACUGUGUGACUCAGUAACACACCUUGGAGGUGCAGUACUCUGUCACCCUAUUCUAAAACAAAUGGUGUAUUUCAAAAUACUUCCUGAAAGAAAAAUUGAAACACCCUAAUUAAUUAGCCCCCUUCAUACUUCCUUCUUAAGUGCUUCUUCAAGUAAUCCAGUGUUACUUAACUGUAGAUUCUGACUGUGUCUAAAUCUGGUUUGCCUUUGACAGAGUUGGAGUAUACAGGUAUGAUGGUAGUGCAUAUGGAAUGUUUGACAAGCCUGGUCAAUGCUGGCUCUUACUCAGCUGGCUGACACACUAAUGGGAAGGAGCCCAGCCUGUCAUUUAACUCAUCAUACCUGCUGUCAUUGCUACACCAGACUUUAUGAGCAGGUUGUUGGUGUACAGGUGUGUGUCAGAGUACCUGUCACUACAUAUGCCUAUAACAUGUUUUUAUCCCAGGCUAGCUAGGGCCAUUGUGCCUCCAGACAAGAAGAGGAAGUCUUUGCUCACCUCAUACUCUCUUGUAAGCAACAACUGGUAGGCCAUGGGGAGCAGAAUUUGUUCCUGCUCGCACUGCCUUCCUGACCAGACUGCUUGGCUCAGUGCCUGCAGAAGGGAGCAAAACUGUAUAUUCCCUGAGCAAAGGUGUAUAUUCCCUCUCCCAAAAACAAAAGAGGCACAGUGGCUCAGAUGUUAUUCCUUUGUAGGUCUCUGGGGAGAGCACACUUCCAGGCUUCCUCUUACUCAAAUUACAAGAUUGCCCUUCAUUCCCAAGAGCCAAGAAAAAAGCUCAGCUUAUAUGUGGUAAAAAAAAAAAACCUGUAAAAGUUAUUUUUGAAGGGGCAGUAAAAAAAUCAGGAUUUGCAGUGGCUAUCCUUGAUGCUGCUACUGUAUUUGAAACAGCUGGAGUGUAGGUCUCCUCAUCAGACCCAAGGGGCUUUCCUCUGCACAGUUUAAAUGUGAAGGGAUUCAGGCAAUAGGUUCACUUUCUCUGAACUCUCCCAGCUCUCUGGGAGCACUAAAAAAGGCAAAGGAGCCAGCUGAGUGACUGCAGUAGUUCAUCUUCCUCAGUGCUGCACAGGGAUUCUGCACUGCUGUGCUGUGAUGUGGGGAGAGAACAUGGGAGCAAAAAGGGGCUUGAGUGAAUCAUUCUUAGCGAAAAGUCACAGGUGCAGAUUACCUAGGAAAACAGUUCCCUGUUAAUGUUGACUCAUAUGCUUGCACAUAGUUGAAAAAAAGACAGAUAAUUCUAUGGACAAUGAAUGAUUAGUUCCUGCUGCUCUUGCAUUAGGAAGUAGAGACAUCAAGAAGACCUAGUUUUACUUCUGGGUCUGCUGUAAAAUUCCAUGUAUUACUGGGGAAACGCUCUUAAAGCUUCAGUUCUCUCCAAAGAGAAAAGUGGGGGUGGAGAGGGAGAGAAAGGUAGUUCAACCCAUUAGGUAUUAGAAAUAAGUUUGUGGUUUUUUCAUCAGUAAAGGACUUUGGGAAUAUUGACUAAUACUGUGGAAUGCAUUUUACUGUUUCAACAUUUUACUCCAUGUGAACAGAAUAUUUUCUUCCUGUGAACCUGACCAGAAUAAAAAGGAGUGAAACUGUU